GUCUCAGUGCGGAGGGGGAAAAGGAAAAAAAGAGAGAAAGGAAUUUGCCAAAGUCGGUGAUCGAGUGAGGAUCGAAUUGCCCUUUUUCUCACAGCUGACACUUCGCUCGUUUGAUUCUGGUGCACGAGAUUGUCCAGUGGGAGCCCCGAGGACCAUCCAGCGAGAGAAAGAAAGAGGAAAGACUUUUCACUCGAGUCGCACCAUUGCGGGCAGAUCUGAGAGAUCUGAGACCAAAGCCGCGUGUCACAGUGUGGCCGGCCAUGUGGCUUUCAGCGCCUUGUGAUGGUGGUUUUGCCGAGAAGCUGCGGUCAAUCAUCGAGAUGGGCUUCCCGGAGGCGGCCACGAGGUCAGCCGGCGACCAUAAGCACAUAAAGGCAUUGGCGUGUGAAAGGAUGUCAUUUUUAUCAGGGAGAAGCUUCUCGAGGAGAGGGGCGAUGUGCAGGCUGCUCUUUCCUCGCUGCUGCGUGUGCAGCCAGAUGAUCGGGGAGGUAUGUGUGUAUGUCUGUGAGCGGCACGACAGCACGAAACACGUACACACAGAUGGACGAUGGAUGUGGAGGCCACCGUGGUGUUGUCGACUUCUGUCAGCCCCCGCCAUGUCUGAUGAGGAGCACCAGAUCGCACCAGAGCAGCAGACGGACGUACCAUUAGAUGCGGCCGACCCGUCCAGCCCAGAAAAGCGAGAACGGAAACAAGGCGAGCUGUGCGGACUCCAAAACAUCGGAAACCGUGAGUUGCGACACGCAAACGUACCUGUCUGUACACGCACCUCUCUCUCCCUCUCUCUGCGUCCAUUCGUGCGUCUCUCUCAGCUCACCACGUCAAUUUCUUCCUCCAGACGCUCUUCCUGGUGCCCGGCUUUGUCGACUGUGUGCUGCGGUAUCGCGAGGAAAGCGAGCUGCCGGCAAAGAGCGAGAGAGAGACCACCGAUGGGUCAGUAAGGGAACACUUGGGCCUUGCCAUCGUGGUGGCGUCAUCUCUCUCUCUCUCUCUGUGUGUGUGUGUGUGUGCAGUGCUGCUAGCGGUGAGGGUACGAUGGCCGAUGGUGUGCCGCUGGGCGAGGAGUCAGCGAGACGGUAACGAUAACAAUGCAGCCUGAGGGGCUCCAGAGUCUUAUGCGUGUUGGUGUGUCGUAUCAGACACUCGAGCGGCGCCAGAGGGAGGGGGCGGACGGCAUCGCAAUCACUAGGUGUGCAUUCGGGGCAGACAUGCACCUGGUGGUGCGGUACAUGUGUUGUCUUCUGUGUGGUUGUUGUUCACGAACAGUGUUGGAGCUGCGCCGUCUGUUUGCGCACAUGCUGCUGUCGAAGCGCAAGUGCGUUAGCCCAGAGAACGUGCUGGCGCACCUGGUCGAUGAGAACGGUACACCCCUGCAGUGUACAUGUUGCAGCCACACACCGUCAUGCAUACCUAAUGGUGUGUGCGGUGCGUGGAUGAAUCAAUCAGGUCGGUCGGUCCCUUUGGGCACACAGGAGGAUGUGGGGCAGCUUUCAAGCAAGUUCUUCGAACGGCUAGAGGAAGGUCACUCAGUCUGCCUGCCGUGCACACAAAGCCGCGGACGACACAUGACAUACAUGCAUUCAUAUACCUGUCUGUCUGUCUGUCUGUCUGCACCUGUUGGUCCCAUCAGAUCUCAUGCAGGGUGCGGUGAUGCCGCCCCGGUGGGGCCGUCAGCACCCACCUCCCAUUCCCGCCACCGCCACCCCUCUACUCAUCCCCAUCCACCGACACACACCAGCACUCCGCAACACCAGCUGCAGCGCCUAA
This is a messenger RNA of Vitrella brassicaformis, 1767 nucleotides long. NCBI's taxonomy places the organism in Eukaryota, Vitrellaceae. The record is from the annotation of a GenBank genome assembly.